AUGGCGUUAAAGAACACCAUGGAGUUCUGGCCUCCAGCCCAUCCUGGGUUCCCUCACCAGCUGCUGCUGAAGGCCCUUUCUUCCUGGGUUCCCCCGUGUCCGGUGCAGGGGGUCGAGAAAUACCGCCUCUACACACGGCCACGGUCCGGUGAGGUGGUUCUCUCUGUAGGGUACUUUAAAGCAAAAUGGUACUUCGCUACUCCGGGAGACCCCAUCUUCCCACCUUGCAAAAUCUACACCAGCGCGGGACCCACAGAGCCUGCUAAGGCGGAGUCCCCGUGGGCGGGUGUGAGCGUACGCAGGGAGCCCCCAGGGAUCGAGGCAAAAUGGAUUGAGUCUCCGAAAGAUGGGCGGAGCGCCAAGCCGGCUCCUGGUAGCCGAGUUCGCUAUAGCUCUCGGGCGUGUCUUAGAGCACUCAGCCAGUGUGGGGCCAAGUGGGGCAAGUGCCAGCGUGACCUUGAUGUGCCAUUCACCACGCUUUGGGUCUGUGGGAACCUGUGCGAGUUCAACUUGCAUAUCGAGAAGUGUUAUUUCUGUUCGGGGCCAAUCUACCCUGGCCACAGCAUGAUGUUCGUCCGCAACAAUUGCAAGGUGUUCAGAUUUUGUAAAUGCAAAUGUCAUAAAAACUUUAAAUUAAAGAAGUGCAAUCCUCGCAAGGUCAGGUGGACUAAAGCAUUCCGGAAAGCAGCUGGUAAAGAGCUUACAGUGGAUAAUUCAUUUGAAUUUGAGAAACGUAGAAACGAACUUGUCAAAUACCAGAGAGAGCUAUGGAAUAAAACUAUUGAUGCAAUGAACAGAGUUGAAGAGAUCAAACAGAAACGCCAAGCUAAAUUUAUAAUGAACAGACUGAAGAAAAAUAAAGAGCUACAGAAAGUCCAGGACAUCAAGGAGGUCAAGCAAAACAUCCAUCUUAUCCGAGCCCCUCUUGCAGGCAAAGGAAAGAAGUUGGAAGAGAAAAUGGUACAGCAAUUACAAGAGGACGUGGACAUGGAAGAUGUUUCCUAA
Nycticebus coucang (slow loris) is the source of this 1005-nucleotide messenger RNA. RefSeq lists its product as uncharacterized. Gene Ontology annotation, biological process: ribosomal large subunit biogenesis. The transcript is spliced from 5 exons. Gene Ontology annotation, cellular component: nucleolus. The record is from RefSeq and is a predicted model, not a curated record. Lineage: Eukaryota; Metazoa; Chordata; Mammalia; Primates; Lorisidae. The coding region runs from base 1 to 1005 and encodes 334 amino acids.